This is a messenger RNA of Canis lupus familiaris (dog), 916 nucleotides long. RefSeq names its product nucleophosmin/nucleoplasmin 2 (gene NPM2). The record is from RefSeq and is a predicted model, not a curated record. Bases 37 to 708 code for a protein of 223 amino acids. Gene Ontology annotation, molecular function: histone binding; chromatin binding; RNA binding. Gene Ontology annotation, cellular component: nucleolus; nucleoplasm; cytoplasm. Gene Ontology annotation, biological process: chromatin remodeling; positive regulation of DNA replication. The transcript has 8 exons. NCBI's taxonomy places the organism in Eukaryota, Metazoa, Chordata, Mammalia, Carnivora, Canidae.
CCCCGCGCGCCCCCCGCGCCCCCCGCGCCCCGCGCCAUGAACCUCAGCAGCAGCAGCAGCGCUGCCGAGAAGGCGCCCGCAGCCGUGCUCUGGGGCUGUGAGCUCAACCAGGAGAAGCGGACCUGGACGGUCAAACCCCAGAAGGAGGGCAAGCAGGACUCGAAGCUGUUGCUCUGUACGAUUUGCUUGGGGGAGAAAGCCAAAGAAGAGAUGAACCUGGUGGAAAUCCUGCCCCCGGCCAGCCCGGACGACAAACAGGCCAAGCCCAUCACCAUCGCCUCGCUGCAGGCCUCCGUGCUACCCAUGGUUGUCAUGAUGGGAUUGGAGCUUUCUCUUCCAGUUACUUUCCAGCUCCGGGCUGGCUCUGGACCUGUGUUCCUCAGUGGCCAGGAAUGUUACAUAGACACUGCAGACGUAUCCUGGGAGGAAGUGGAGGAAGACCCCGAGGAGGAGGAGGAAGAGGAGGAGGAAAGUCACAGUGAUGAGGUUGAUGAUGACGACGAUGACGACGAUGAUGUAGAUGUGUCCCUAGAGGAGACCCCUGUUAAACAAGUCAAGAGGCUGGCGUCCCAGAAGCAGACAAGUGUUGCCAAGAAAAAAAGGAUGGAAAAAGAAGAGGAGGCAGUGAGACCCAGGCUUAAAGACCAGAGUCCUGUGAAAAAGGCCAAACCCACACUCAAACCUAAAAAGCCAGGAUCCAAGAAAUGAGGAGCCAGGAGUGGCCUGGCUGCAGCGACCCAGGGCGAGCUGGCUAGCUGUGACCCCAGGUCUCCCCCACCCAGCCUCUCUCCACCUGAGUCUGAAUGGGAUGGAGCUGCUGAGGCCAACACGAGAGGCCCUCGCCCCAACUCUCAAGUGUUCAGCGGGACCGGGAGCUCCAACCUCAGGGCCAUUAAUAAAGUUUGCUUUGCCAGGA